Messenger RNA from Thalassophryne amazonica, 2329 nucleotides. RefSeq names its product RNA binding motif protein 14a (gene rbm14a). Lineage: Eukaryota; Metazoa; Chordata; Actinopteri; Batrachoidiformes; Batrachoididae. The transcript is spliced from 8 exons. Bases 54 to 1826 code for a protein of 590 amino acids. The record is from RefSeq and is a predicted model, not a curated record. Gene Ontology annotation, molecular function: mRNA binding. Gene Ontology annotation, cellular component: cytosol.
UUGAAACCUACUCGAGCUUCAGGGACCGCGUUAGGUACCUGGGUGAUACAGAAAUGAGUGGUGAAAACAUUAAAUUGUUUGUGGGAAACCUUCCUUUGGAUGCAACACAUGAUGAGCUCAACAAGCUUUUUGCUCCAUAUGGAGAAAUCAACACCUGCUCCUUGCUCAGACAGUAUGCCUUUGUUACCCUGAAGGGAGAAGGCGCAGCAGACAGGGCCAUACGACAUCUAGAUGGCAAAGAGUACAGAGGCAGACCCCUGGUGGUGGAAGAGUCGCGUGCACGCCCACCCAACUCCACCAAAAUCUUUGUGGGAAAUCUCAGUGCAACUUGUUCAGCAGAUGAUUUGCAUGGGUUGUUCUCAACUUUUGGAAGGGUCUUGGACUGUGAUAAAGUCAAAGCGAGAUUGUGCUCCAAUGUGGGCUAUGCAUUUGUGCACAUGGAAAGGAAGGAAGAUGCCAUGACAGCCAUUGACGCACUCAACGGGACUACAUUUAAGGGCCGUCAGUUAGCUGUAGAGCUGUCCAAGGCUCAGCCUUUGAUCAACCAGAUUGUGACUUCUGGAAGUGCAUCUUACUCCACGGGAGGUGCCGCUGCAGGUGGCAGAGAGGGUCUUCUUCCGAGACCAUCUGCCUCACUAGAGCAUCACCAGAGUCAAGCAGCUGUACUAGCUGCAGCUGCAGCAGCUGCUGCCGGACUUCCCAUUCAAGUCCAGCAAAGUGUCCAUAACUCUUUCUACAACACCACAGCCUUUGACCCCACGUAUGCUGCUCUGAAGGGCAUUUCAAGUUCCAAAUGCGCAGAUGGUGUAAUAUAUGGUGCUCUUGCCAGUCAGGUGUAUGGGGCUGUGGCUGACCAGGUGUACCAGGAUCUUGCCAAUCAUAAUUCUGCAGCCACUGCUGUUCCUGAAGAAGUAGAGCCUCAGGGCACACCAGAUCCAACAACACUGUUUGAAGCAGCGAGAGCCAAGUUCUUUCAGGAGGGACAGAAGGUUCUGGCAGAGCAGCAAGCAGGAAGGAAGGCCACAACAUCAGAUAAUGAACGGGACCGCAGCCCAAUCAGAGGACAACGAGCCCCACUUCUUCCAGACCCGGUCCCAGGUUCCUUUGCUCAGAUUCGCCCCAAACGUCGUGCAUUGCUCCCCACACCACCUGGAGGAUCUGAAGACCCAGCUGCUGCUGCUGCCGCCCCUACAGCUCCCGAAGGGUCUGAUCCUGUUGCUAGGUCAUACACAGAGUACUACCAGCAGAUGCAUCAGUACCAGCAGUAUCAACAGUAUCAGCAACAAUACCAGUACCUACAGUAUGCCUACACCAAUCCUCCUCCACCCCCUCCUCCACCGCCUCCACCUUCUUCAGUGACGACAGAGGCACAGACCUCCACCACAGCCCCUGCACCCCCUGCACCCCCAGGGACAUAUACUGCACCCCCAGGGACAUAUACUGCACCGCCAGGAACAUAUACCGCACCACCAGGAACAUAUACUGCACCCCCAACCUAUUCUGCACCAGGAUCCUACCCACCACCAGGUACAUAUGGCACGUCUGGAAACUAUGACGGCUCUUCGGGGAGGUAUGAAGCCUCAUCUGGGAGCUACGAUGCUUCAUCUGGGAACUACGAUGCCUCAUCGGGGAGCUACGAUGCAUCGUCGAGCUAUGACACAUCUGGAGGCUACGGGGCAUCAGGCGCAUAUGAUUCAGCAGGAGUUUACGCAGCAGCGGAAAGCUACUCCAAAUCCACACCGUAUGAGCAGACACCCGCACACGGGCAACCCAUGCCCCAGCGCCACGAUUAUCCUUACAACACGCCAGAACCCCCUUAUCGAUAGGUCCACGCCCACACACUCCAUCCACACUGCAGAUUUAUCUGUGUGCGUGCUUGUGUAUUUACAAUAGGGACAGUUUAAAAUCCAGAGCAAACCUGACACAUCUUGUCUUUUUCCAUCAUGGCAAACCUAGUUGCGUGGCUAUCAGUUGGUAAGUUGAGUGUGUGAUGGGUAACGAGGUCUUUGGAUAAGUGGGGUUGUAGGACAGCUGACUAUAGUGUGUUGCCUGGCAAGGUAUUAAAUAUUUUUAUUAGGUUUUAGAGGCACAGGUGGUUCUUUGUUGAAUGUUUAUAAAGCGUCCACAUUGCCUGGAGCAAGAGGCCAGAGUUAAAUCUCAUUCUUAAAAUAAGGCCUGUUACAUAUUCUGUAUAAGAAUGUCCUUAAUGAUUUUUACUUAGCAGAUGACAUUCAAAUUACAUUUCAUAUUUCUUCGCACAUACAAAAACAACUAAAUGGUUUAUACUAAAGUAAACUGUAAAUAAAUGUUUGCAAAAAGGAAAAUUGUA